AUGGACGACCUACCCGAAAAUGUGACGAACCCCCAAGAUAACGUAGAUAAUAGCCAAAGCACCACAGCGUCAGGUAUGGAAGUUGACUACGACAAAGAGAUCGAUGAAGUAAACAAAGUCUUCCAGAAAAAUGACACAAGGAAAGUGGUAGUAAACGCAAACAACACACAAAAAGCCUCAAAAAACAUCAAAAAGACAAGUAUGCCACCCAUAGUGCUCGACGGAGUGACAGAAAAUCAUCACCUCCUCACAAACGAGCUACGUAAUAUAUUCACGGGAAAAUUCUCAAUUAAACAUACGAACACGUCAAAUAUUGUUUUCGCAGAACUAGCCGAUUAUCAAACACUUCUACAAAAAGCAAAGACCGACAAACUACCCCACCACACAUACUCAAGCAUUGAAGAUAAAUCACAUGCUUUUGUGCUCAGAGGCCUAGCGGUACCGAGCGGUACCAAAAUAGAACACAUACAAGAGGACCUUCAAGAAAACUAUGAAAUAAACACUAGACAUAUAUAA
Messenger RNA from Psylliodes chrysocephalus, 516 nucleotides. The record is from the annotation of a GenBank genome assembly. NCBI's taxonomy places the organism in Eukaryota, Metazoa, Arthropoda, Insecta, Coleoptera, Chrysomelidae.